Molecule: messenger RNA, 759 nt
Organism: Punctularia strigosozonata HHB-11173 SS5
Lineage: Eukaryota; Fungi; Basidiomycota; Agaricomycetes; Corticiales; Punctulariaceae
Product: phosphotyrosine protein
Exons: 3
Biological process (GO): protein dephosphorylation
Cellular component (GO): nucleus
Molecular function (GO): protein tyrosine phosphatase activity
Source: RefSeq, a predicted model, not a curated record
CCGUCGCAGCCGCUCUUGCACGUCCCCCGCCCGCCGAUCGGCAACCUGCUGCUUUCGUCCUGCCCGGGCAAAAAACGGCAGGGGCAGGGACAAGGACAAGGACAGCGUCCGGCCGUGCGCCGCUCGGUCCGAGCCGACCUCGCGCGUAUCCGCGCCCUCGGCGUCGGCUGUGUCGUGUGUCUGCUCGACGACGCCGAGCUCGCGUUCCUCGGCGCGCCGUGGGAGGAGUACGCGCAGGCGGCGAGGGAGGUCGGCGUGGACGUCGUGCGCGUGCCGACGCCCGAGGGGCUCGGCCCGCUCGCUUUGGGCUCGUCGGCGGGGGAGGGGGGAGAGGAGCCGACGGUAGCCGGCCUCGACGCCUGCCUCGACGCGAUCAUCGCGCGCUACACGCGCCGCAGCGUGCCCGUCCUCGUACACUGCCGCGGCGGCGUCGGCCGCGCGGGCGUGCUCGCCGCGUGCUGGGCGAUCAAGCUCGGCCUGCUCGGCUGGCUCGACCCGCCCACGCCGUGUCCCACCUCGCCGCCCCGGAACAAGCGCAAGCAUAGCGCGACGUUCGCGUUCGCGUUUCCCGAGAAGCCGGAGGACGAGAAGCCGAGGAAGAGGCGGGAAGAGGAGGAGAGCGGGGUGCGGAUCGAUACGCUCAGGCUCGUCGAGCGCGCGAUCGCGCUCGUGAGGCGGAGGAGGAGCGUGAAGGCCGUCGAGACGUACGAGCAGGUCCGGUUCUUGGUAGAGUACGUGGAAUAUUUGCGGACGAAGGCC